This is a messenger RNA of Delphinapterus leucas (beluga whale), 4851 nucleotides long. It is a transcript of the gene RAP2A, whose product is annotated as RAP2A, member of RAS oncogene family. Gene Ontology annotation, cellular component: membrane. The record is from RefSeq and is a predicted model, not a curated record. Lineage: Eukaryota; Metazoa; Chordata; Mammalia; Artiodactyla; Monodontidae. Gene Ontology annotation, biological process: Rap protein signal transduction. Gene Ontology annotation, molecular function: GTP binding; GTPase activity.
UCCUCGCCUCAUGUUAAAGCCCGGAGAUUGCUCUGGCCCCUCCAACAUCUUGUCUCCGCCAAAUUCUGACCGUGGCGUUCUCAAGUAGAAGCGGCUCCCGUCGCAGGAGGAAGAACUGCGCAUGCUCAGUACGCAGGCCCCGGGGUUCAACGGGGCAGACGGGGUGGGGUGUUGUUGGGUAACCCAGGUGGCUGUUUAUCUAAACGCGGGCGGAGGCUUCCGCGACGCGCCGAGCUUCCUGGGAGCGCGCGCGCGGCCGGUCGCCUAGGCGACGGGGGGAGCAGGGGCGGGGCCGCGCCGCCGGGCUCCGCCCCGGGCCGCCGGGCCCCGCCCCCAGCAGCGCUGCGGCUCGGGCUCGGGCGCGCGCUUCGGCGCCGGGAAGAGCGGCGGCGGCGGCGGCGGGCGGGGAGCUGGGCGUGGAGGCGCGAGGGGCGGGGCCGCCGGCACUGCGGGCCCGCGGUUCGGGCGGCUCCGUCGGCUCCUUGACUCACACUCCCUGCUCGCCCUUAGUGCCUGCCGGCGCCCGCGGUGCCGCAUUGCCGCCCGGCUCGGCCCAUGCCCAGGGCUGCUGCUCCCUCCGCCGGCGCCCGGGGGGCCGCGGCGGCCGUGAGGUGGGGGCGGCCGCGGGAGGCGGCGGGGCCGGCCGCCGGCGCAGGGUCCGGGCGCGUAGCGCGGCGGGCGUAGGUCUAUGUCGCGGGCAGCGGCGGCGGCGGCGGCCGCGGAGGGACGAUGCGCGAGUACAAAGUGGUGGUGCUGGGCUCGGGCGGGGUCGGCAAAUCCGCCCUGACUGUGCAGUUCGUGACCGGCACCUUCAUCGAGAAAUACGACCCCACCAUCGAGGACUUCUACCGCAAGGAGAUCGAGGUGGACUCGUCGCCGUCGGUGCUGGAGAUCCUGGACACGGCGGGCACCGAGCAGUUCGCGUCCAUGCGGGACCUGUACAUCAAGAACGGCCAGGGCUUCAUCCUCGUCUACAGCCUCGUCAACCAGCAGAGCUUCCAGGACAUCAAGCCCAUGCGGGACCAGAUCAUCCGAGUGAAGCGGUAUGAGAAAGUGCCAGUCAUCUUGGUCGGAAACAAAGUAGAUCUGGAAAGUGAGAGAGAAGUGUCCUCCAAUGAAGGCAGAGCCCUUGCAGAAGAGUGGGGCUGCCCCUUCAUGGAGACGUCUGCCAAGAGUAAAACAAUGGUGGACGAACUCUUUGCAGAAAUUGUGAGGCAAAUGAACUAUGCCGCGCAGCCCGACAAGGAUGACCCGUGCUGUUCUGCAUGUAACAUCCAGUAGCAUUCACACGUGGCUGUCCUGGUCAAGAGCUGCCCUGAAUCGUAGGCGAUACCAACCUCGUCUGCUCAGCAGUGGAGCUUGCAGGAUGUGUGGUGUGAAUCUCCAGUGAAAUAGCCGUCCUUGUUCAGAGUGGAGCAGUGAUGGUCAGUUGAUGUCUCUGAGUAACAUAUGGGUUCAGUAACUCCAGUCUUCGCCGUGGUCCUCAGUCUUCUCUAGGCACCUGCAGCUUCAGGCAUAGCCAAGUCGAUCUACAGAGUGUUCUCCUUUGAAAGCUAUCAUUGCAUUGUCGCUGAGUUGACAGAAGCAACCAUGGUAUAUGUUAAAAAUAAUCAUGGGCAAGAAACCAGAAGAAUUCCUGUGACCACUUACAAUUAAAAUAUUUUGUCUUCUGUUAAAAAAAAAAUUAAGGAGAAAUAUUUUCCUACAAGAGUACUGAAUUUCAGGAACUGAGAUAGUGCUUCUAACCAAUGUAUCACGUCAAGUAAGAUAACAACAGCUGACCUGCCAACAGCAUUACAGGGAGAGAUUCUUUGCUCAGCUGACAUAUUUGUUUUUCAAAAUCGAUGCUUAAUUGUAGAUGUUAUCCUAAUUUGUGACACGGAACUAACUCACACAUCAGUCCUUGAUAGAGCAAAAGUCACAACAGGUUGUGUAAAAAUACAGCCUAGUGUUAGAAUGUGCCAUCACCUGCUUUGCCCAGAAAGUGGAGACUCUUACAAGGGUUUGAGCCGAAUUAAAACCCCAAACCCACCCUCUGUUAACUAAGCAGGGAUGGUCUUUAUUACUUUACUGAACAAGAAGGAAGCAACUGUGACGGAAAGAGAUUGUGUAGCCUUACUAACGAGAAGUGUUCUAGUAGAUUAACUAGUACCAUCAUGUAAGGAAAACGAAGCCAUGUUGCAUCCACAUGUUCCCGUUUGCAGAAACCUCACAAGACAGUACAGAUAUCUUGCAUUUUUACGUUCGUUAAAGCAGCAAAUUCCUUCUUGCCUUUAAGGGCUAUGGUUGUGGUGUGAUUCUUGGCUAACCUGCUUUCGAAAUCAAGUUUUCUAUAGCAGAGCUUUAUCGCAGGCAUUUAAAAAAUUGAAUAACCAUGAGAAAUAAUUUGGGCUUAAAAGUAGAACAUAAAUUAUAGAGUGGAAGUUAAGAGACAAAAAAAAAAAAAAACCCUUUAAUUUUCCUGGAGAAUUAUAUAAAGAUUUUCUUAUAACAAUUUUGCCCUGAUUACUGAAGUGGCAAAUAAAGCUAGAGUGAAUAUUUUGUUUUGAAAAGGUGCUCAAGUUCUGACAUUUUUGGUUUUCAUAGCCGUAAAGUAUUUAUCAUUUGCAUGACUAAAGGCACACGAAAAACCUAUUCAUACGUUUUACAAUCAAGCGCAGAAGGGUUUUCAACUAACUUCAGAGUUACAAAUGCUGAAGAGAGUAUCUUGAGCUGAUCCUCUGGAGAUAAAUUUGGCCUUCAGAACUGCAGUAUCACUGAGCCUGUGAUCGACAUACCGCCCCACAUGUUGUUGGUUUCACGCUCUUGUGCAAGUAAGCUCGGGUCUUAUGUGUGUAACUGAGCGAAGAGUGUAUGUUUGCGUGUGCACGUAUGUUCAUUGUUCCUACGAAUUUGGCACAAGUCAGAGAUAAUUGCCUAUAAUGAGAAUCUGUACUGCAGGAUAUAGUGUAUCAAAACCAUUUUUUUCUUUCAAAUUAUUUGUUUUUAUACAUUAUUGAAAUCAUUGGUAGCCCCCCAAGUGUUUAGUAACCUGACAUUAAGGUUAGAGGAGAGAAAAAAGGUGGAUAGUCCUUUUUGUAGAUGAGAAAACAGAGAUCUGUGGGUAAAACCAGGCCGUGGUUGUCAGAAGUCUUUGAAUUGUGAAUAUUUGCAUUCUUCAGUAUAGUUUUUUUUUAUGAUCCCCAAUUAUGAAGCACCUUGUUUAUAGGACAGAAAGUUCUGACCAGUUUUAUUGAAAUAAAUUUCAUCACGUAAAAGGUGAUUUGACUCGAUCACGUGGAGAAAUCAAAGAUUCAAGAAGUAUGAUUUUAUCAACUGAAUUAGAAAUAUUUGUUAGUGCACUGUUUGAGUUUUGAAUCCUGUAACUUCUAAGAAUGAUUCUGUUUUUUAGAAUUCCAUAUUUGGUAGCAAUUUAUGGCAACAGAUUACAUAUUAAAAACAUCUAUAAAGAUUCUACAGUUUUACAUUGUGGAUUGCUAUGCAGACAAGAAAAGUUAAAUGAUAUGAAAGGUAUGGCAAGAUACAAGGUGGAAAAGGUUAUCUAAAAAUUUGGGUUUUAGUUAGACGUGUUUGUCAGACAAUAAGGUGGUUUUUUACUGUAAAGAUGUUAAUAACUGAUUUGGCUGCCUGAUCAGUGUUUCCACGCAGCCCUGAAUAUUUAGUGACAAAGCAUCAAAGAUACGCAGAAAUGUGGAAACGUUUGUGUGCUCUUACUGUUGGUAUUUCAUCUGGUAUGGAUAUAACUCAGCUUGAAUGAAUGUGUUUGUUGAGAUGUUAAUACAAAGCUUAAGAACAGGAAGAUGAAAUUUGUUGGCACAUGAAAUAAUAGUGGCUAAAAGUUGGUGACCUUGGGUCACUAUUUAUUUUAUGCCCUGAUCAGACUAGCAACUAGAUAAGUGAAAGUUUUUCUAACAUGCCUUAAAAAUGUUAUGGUUUGAUCCAAAGACCCACUUUUUCUUUAGCUACUAUGAUAAGUUUUUCUUUUUUUUUCUGUUUCAUCUCGUUUUACUUUUAUACAAAGGCAGCAUUUUUUAAGUUUUUUUCGUUCUAUAUCGCAACUUUUUUUUUUUUUGGUUCUUUUAAGCUGUGAUAGUGAUGGUAACUGAUGCCUUUCAUUUUGUUCAACUUAUACAAAACAAGCCAGCAUCUGAUCAAAAGUAUUACAUAAAAUCUCCCUUAAACUAUUGAAAGGUGCUUUGAUGAUUUUCUCCUUUGGUUUGUAGAAUUAGGACUGAAAUUUUGACUCUGAUCGCUACAGUUGCCAUCACUUUUCUGUGGUAAAACUACUGAUAUUUGCUCUUCUGUAUAAAGAAAUGUUGCCUAAGGGUGUCUGCUGUUUGUUUUCAGAAGUUGCCCACUGGGGGUAUUGUCUAUAUGUAUGAAUAUGAAAGUGCUUAUUUUGCUUGUUGCCAUUGGUUUUUUGUUUGUUUUGUAGUUUUUUGUUCUUCUCAGUAGUCUUGUGUUAGCACUUGGGUAAGCUUUAAUUGUCUCCUUAGCCAAUCAAAUGUUAAAGACUAUGGGGGUCUUUUUUUUUUUUUUUUUUUUUUUUAACGUGUCACAUUGUGCAUCUCUUAAAUCUUGAUCAGGGUUUCAAGAAUGACUGCAGUGGGUUUUGGAAACAGACUUAUCCUUAUUGAUUUGGGAUUUCCCAGAGAUAAAUAUAGUUCACAGUUAAUUGUUGAGCUCUAAUACAACUGACCAUUUAAAAUUGAACAACAGUUUAUUGUUUUGUAACAAUGUCAGUUGUUAAACCUUGACAUUUCAAUUAAAACAUGAAUUGUAGUUAUAACUCAAUGCAAAUUCAACAGUUGUAUUUGGAGUUAAAUUAUUUUAACAAAUAAAUUUAUUUAA